GCACUGAUUUUUUCGCAUCACCUCAAAUUUCUUCGUUUCUGCGAAAGAAUGGUAGAUCAAAACUUAAUGUCUGACAUCAGCAUUGAUUAUAGUUUUUACGAUACGCCAAGUGACGAAUUCAAGGACAAAGGCCUGGGAUCUCUGUUGCCUUUAUGGAAAUUUAAUUAUCAACCCAUGAGGGGUAUGGCCAUUACAGGCUUGAGCUGGAACAGUCGCUAUUCUGACAUGUUUGCAGCUGCUUUUGGAUCCCAUGACGUCACAAUGCGUCAUAGGUCAGGAUGUGUAUGCAUAUUUAGUUUGAAAUGCCCGUCCCAUCCAGAGAAAGUUAUUUCUUGUAAGUCUGGUGUCUGCUGCGUGGAAUUCAGCCCGUAUCGGCCUCAUCUUUUAGCCGUUGGACUCGCGGAUGGAUCAGUGGCGGUGCACGAUGUCCGCAAAGCAGGAAGCUCUCCAGUUGCCAUCAAUAAGAACUCAAGACUUGAGCACAAUGAUGCCGUCAAUCAGGUAAAAUGGCUGCCUGAUAACAUCGAUGGCCAACCGAACUUUUGUUCUAUUUCUGCCGAUUGCAAAGUGAUUGAUUGGAUACUUGCUAAGACCGAACUCAUACCAUCCGAAGUCCUCAACUUAAGAGAAAACGAGUUAUUAGCUGAGGAGCGCUCAAUAAGGAAGACUAAUUUUACGAGUUGUGGAACAUGUAUAUCAUUCAAUCCAGAAACAAAUGAUUUAUUUCUGGUUGGUAAUGAAAAUGGACUCAUUCAGAAGUAUUCUAAUUUGUCGACUGCUCAGUACUUGGAAACCUACAUAGAUCAUAAGAACGUUGUGUACAACGUCCAGUGGAAUCCCCAUCAUUCUCGAGUAUUUCUGUCUUGCAGUGCUGAUUGGACAAUAAGAAUAUGGGAUCAUUGUUUGAAAAAGUCUGUAUUUAUAUUUGACUUGCUCAACGAAGUCAAAGAUGUAACCUGGGCUCCAUUCUCUUCUUCUCUCUUCGCCGCAGUCACAAACGAUGGAAAGGUCCAUGUAUUCGAUAUAUUGUUGAACCGACAACAACCAACUGCCAGCUACACGCUGAGUAGCUCGAAGAAAAUCGUGAACUUAACUACUGUACAAUUCAAUACCAUGAAACCUAUAAUUAUGAUUGGAGAUGACAGAGGAGCUGUGAUUUGUUUUAAACUUUCUCCUAAUCUGAGAUCAUCUUUGAAAGUGUUUCAAACCAUAGAGAAAGCUAAAUUUGCUGCUUUGGAAUCAGAAAAAAUGGAGAAAGUUCUAAAACUAGCAAAAAUUCCAGAACCCAACGAAGCAAUUACUUCAGAAUGAAAAGAAAUCGUCGUAAACAAUGUAGUAUGAGGAGAAAAGGUAAAGUUUUGUUCCAAGAUGUCACUAAAAGACGAAAUGGUGUAGGCAAAGAAAUACCAGCACAAGAAAUUAAGAAUGAUUUUAUUGAUGUAAUUCUAGUGCAAUCAGUUAUAAAUAAAAAUGAAGUCCAUACAUAAACAGUUCGGUUCAAGAAGUCUUUCUGUGAAUACAGCCCAAAAUUAUCUUUUAAUGCACAAAAACAUUAAAUUGUCAAAAGCUGUAGGAGUGAUGCUUCAUAACACAUAAAUAAAAACUGACACAUCCGAUAUAGGCUAUGUGACACAAAACUAUGUUAUGAAAAAAAUAAAAUUGAAAAGUAUGCGAAAACAAAAAUUUUUAGGAAAAAAUAAUAAUAUUACUGAAAUAAACUAUAAUUUUUUAACAUUAAAAUAGAAUGUGAUCGCUUAUGACUCGUAUACAUGCAUCGUCUUUUAAGCUAUCAAUAUGAUAGUUAAUUAAAGAGUCAAGGUUCUAUUCCUCCACCGAUAGAGUCUUUAAAAUAGUGAGUUAUCUAAGAGAAGAGAGUUUCUCCGGGUAAUUAUUCUUCCAAGAUUAAGCAGUAAAUUCUGCAUGGAAUUCAAAUCAGAAAAUUCGGGUGACUGGUAUAUUUGCUUAGUACCUUCAAUUUCAAGAAAAUCUUUCACCAGAUUUGCUUGGUAUGAACAAAUUGUCUUCUAAAUAAGGAUAGGUCACAUUCACGUUUACAUGUCAAGGCUUGUCAAACUUGAUCUCGAUAGCUCCGGCUGGAUAGAAACCUAACGCCGCGCAAGGAAAUACUUCCGUUUAUCCUUAUCCUCUCCAUACUCUACCUGUACGGCCGUAACGA
Messenger RNA from Stegodyphus dumicola, 2176 nucleotides. Its product is annotated as dynein intermediate chain 2, ciliary-like. The record is from RefSeq and is a predicted model, not a curated record. Gene Ontology annotation, cellular component: outer dynein arm. NCBI's taxonomy places the organism in Eukaryota, Metazoa, Arthropoda, Arachnida, Araneae, Eresidae. Gene Ontology annotation, biological process: cilium movement; outer dynein arm assembly. Gene Ontology annotation, molecular function: dynein light chain binding; dynein heavy chain binding.